Messenger RNA from Harpia harpyja (harpy eagle), 2333 nucleotides. It is a transcript of the gene ARB2A, whose product is annotated as family with sequence similarity 172 member A. Bases 150 to 1481 code for a protein of 443 amino acids. The transcript is spliced from 12 exons. NCBI's taxonomy places the organism in Eukaryota, Metazoa, Chordata, Aves, Accipitriformes, Accipitridae. Gene Ontology annotation, molecular function: siRNA binding. Gene Ontology annotation, cellular component: nucleus. The record is from RefSeq and is a predicted model, not a curated record. Gene Ontology annotation, biological process: regulatory ncRNA-mediated heterochromatin formation.
GGUAGCCCUAGACAGAAGCCGCAGGCGAUGGCUGUAUCUGUUGCCGAAGUCACUGCCGUUACUUACUGCCUGCCUGCCUGUCUGCUGGAGGUCUGAUGUGCCACCCUUGGUGUUAGUCUGGGCACUCGCCAGCCUGCCUCAGUCAAAACAUGAUUGUCCUUCAAAGAUUAAUGUACAUUUACCUCAGUAUUUUAAAUCUGUUGACAGUUUGGGUAAUGAUGGCUCAGCUCCAGCAAGGAGGCCCAGAUGAAAAAGAGAAGACUACUGCAUUAAAGGAUUUAUUGUCUAGAAUAGACUUGGAUGAACUAAUGAAAAAGGAUGAGCCACCACUUGAAUUUCCUGAUACUCUGGAAGGAUUUGAGUACAUUUUUAAUGAAAAAGGGCAGUUGAGACACAUAAAAACUGGGGAACCAUUUGUUUUCAAUUACCGUGAAGAUUUGCAUAGAUGGAACCAAAAGCGCUAUGAAGCUCUUGGAGAGAUCAUUACUAAAUAUGUUUAUGAACUACUGCAAACGGAAUGCCACUUGAAGAAAGUAACUCUCCCAGUUGAUGCAACUGAGAGUGAACCAAAGAGCUUUAUCUUUAUGAGCGAAGAUGCGUUAACAAAUCCUGACAAGCUGCUGGUCCUAAUUCAUGGUAAUGGUGUUGUCAGAGCAGGUCAGUGGGCUAGGAGACUUAUAAUUAACGAAGAUCUGGACAGUGGCACACAGAUACCAUAUAUAAAGAGAGCUAUUGAGGAAGGCUAUGGAGUAAUAGUACUGAAUCCCAAUGAGAACUAUAUUGAAGUGGAGAAGACAAAAGCCCAAGUACAGCUGUCUUCUGAUAGCUCAGAUGAACCUGCAGAAAAGAGGGAAAGAAAAGAUAAAAUCCAGAAGGAAACAAAGAAGCGACGUGACUUCUAUGAAAAGUAUCGAAAUCCACAAAAAGAAAAAGAAACUAUGCAGAUGUAUAUUAGAGAUAAUGGAUCUCCUGAAGAACAUGCAAUUUAUGUUUGGGACCAUUUUAUUUCCCAGUCAGCUGCAGAGAACGUGUUUUUUGUUGCUCACAGUUAUGGUGGACUUGCCUUUGUAGAGUUGAUGAUUCAACGAGAGGCAGAAGUAAAGAAUAAGGUAACUGCUGUGGCGUUGACAGACUCUGUUCACAAUGUGUGGCAUCAAGAAGUUGGGAAAAGUAUUCGAGAGUGGAUGCGAGAGAACUGCUGUAACUGGGUGUCCAGCUCCGAGCCCCUGGACACUUCAGUGGAGUCCAUGCUGCCGGACUGCCCCCGCGUCUCUGCAGGCAUAUGUAGUUUCCCCUGCCUUUCUGCACCCCAAGGCAAAGAGAGGUCUUGCACUAGCCCGAAGCUCACGACAGCCAACAGCAGCCGCAUGUGUCACCAGCAGCAAACAACCAUUCAGACAGCCUUCACCCAGCCAUCAGGUCUGGUGCCUCCUGAUGACAAACCUUCUCAUCCUUUGGAGGUACAGAGCGCCAUGAACUAACUUCCUGGAAGAGUUUUCCAUCAAUUUUCAAGUUCUUCAGUGAAGCGGUGGAGGCAAAGAACAGCGCAGUGAAACCAACCCCAACACGACGCUCCAACAGGAUAAAAUACGAAGAAUUGUAAAAGGAGGGGAGGAAAAAACAGAAAGCCACCACCACCACCGACCUCUUCGCUGCUUGUUUUCUGCAAGGAGUCUCCCAGCCCCUCAUUAGAUUGUUUUCUUCCUAGAGCACAGGGUCGUGAUGUAUACAUCUAAAUAGCGUUUUACAUUAUUUCUAGAUGAGUGCAACUGUCAAAGCAAUAUGGGUUCACUGGUUGUGCUUCCUGUGGGCUGUAACUUGGAUUUCGUGCUGCCCAUCAGCGCGCAGAUUAAGGCUGACAGUGGUACUGCACAGUGCAGCAUGGUGCAGCUCUAAUUGCCCUGACAUAGCCCUGCAACAAGCUGAUGCCAGAAUUUAACAGCUACGUUGUGGUCCUGUCGCCUGCAGGAUUUUUUGCUUCUUCCUUCUAUUUUGAGACAGAACAAAAUCAGAAUUACUCUUUUUUACAAGACAGCUCUAACACAGAAGCCUGUGAUUUUACACCCAGUAGCCUUCUCUUUCUCUGGGACCAAGUGGGAUCAAGUCUUGACUCUUUCAUUUUCUGCUGGUAGGAGGGUCCAAGAAGUUUGGUCCAGAUUUGUAGGAAAGCCCUUUUGUUGUCAAGAUUUUCUCCUCCUGCCAGAUCAAUGGCAUUAUCUGUAGAUCUUCUUUUCCUUCCGAAAGCUCCACUUAAAAAAAUGCCUAUUCAUUAACCGGCUGGAUCACACUGUGAAAUAUGACAGAAAAAAAAAAAAAGCCAGAGACACAUUGCA